Messenger RNA from Ixodes scapularis (black-legged tick), 1656 nucleotides. RefSeq lists its product as uncharacterized. The coding region runs from base 373 to 1221 and encodes 282 amino acids. The transcript is spliced from 2 exons. Lineage: Eukaryota; Metazoa; Arthropoda; Arachnida; Ixodida; Ixodidae. The record is from RefSeq and is a predicted model, not a curated record.
GCCCGCUCUGCCGCCGCCUGAUUGCUACCAGACGCUGGCGGCCGAGGGCGGCUCAAGGGCGAGCCGUCGGCACCCUCGGUAGCCGAUCGAGGCUGAUAGUGGCCGGCUGGUGGCGGCGGCGGACGUCCUCGGGCCCCCUUCAAAGGAGCCCGACCCCCAAGGGCCUGGACGGCGUGGAUGGGGAGCCGGGAGAACACCCACGUCGGGAGGAAGGCACCCGUCGGCCUGGCGCCGGGAAAAGGGGGUGCGAGGGAAGGACCGGCGGGGGCUCGAGGGGUCGGUGGGAGGACACAGGGAGUGGUGCGACGGACGUGAAAGAGGACGGACGUUUUGGAUACCGUGAGGUGCGACCGCCGGAGAACUCGCCAAAUAAUGUCUGCCAACGGCGGUGCACGGGGCCGACCCCACCGCGGCGAACGCCGAACUCAGCCCUGGACGACGGAGCGGGUUUACUACCCCCGCUCGAGGUCCAGGUCUGGUCGCGGGUCCCGGAACCGGGGGGGCGACAAUGGGACGCCCGAGGACUUCAGGCGCGUCCGGUCGGGCAGGGGAGGGCGCUCGAGCUCCCACUCCACGCAACCGCCUCCGGCUGGGCCUAAACCCCUGGAGCAGGCCAAGAAGAAGACGCGGUCGGCUGCUACAUGGACGGUGGUCUCCGGGAGGGAGGCAGUCGGUUACGCGUCCCACGCAAGGUGGAGGGACCAGUACCGCCCCUCCCGCGGGGUCAACCCGUCCGAGGUGAGGCCACCUUUCCGGGGAUUGACCCUGGCGGACCGGGACGACGAGCCGCCGGCCGUCUACACGGCAGAGGAGGAGGCGGCCCUCUGUCCGGUCUGCCACGUCUUGGUGGUGUGCCAGGAGGCCCACGCCGGGGGCAAGCUCCACACGGAGAGGGACCAACGGAAGAAAGACGCAGCGGCUGCGGCUGCUGCCACCGAGGAGGACAUCGAGGCGGCCCUCAGGCUGCUGCGGAGGGAGCGGCCGGGGCUCCUGACUCCGGCCCCAGAUUUGGUCCCCCCUGCCGCGCCGAUCCCGCGGGCCCUGGAGCUUCCGCCGCUGAGGCAGUCCGAGCCGGUCCGGCCUGCCGAGUUCAUCGGCCCCUCCCCGACGGACUCAUCUGCCACCGGGCCCGGAGGGCCUAUCACUCGGACCCUGGCGUCGCCGUCCUUGAUGGACGUUGACCUGGACUCUUUCUUGGCGGCGUCGGGGUCUGAGGAUUGAGGGGGGGGUGGUGUGGGGGCCCGCUCUGCCGCCGCCUGAUUGCUACCAGACGCUGGCGGCCGAGGGCGGCUCAAGGGCGAGCCGUCGGCACCCUCGGUAGCCGAUCGAGGCUGAUAGUGGCCGGCUGGUGGCGGCGGCGGACGUCCUCGGGCCCCCUUCAAAGGAGCCCGACCCCCAAGGGCCUGGACGGCGUGGAUGGGGAGCCGGGAGAACACCCACGUCGGGAGGAAGGCACCCGUCGGCCUGGCGCCGGGAAAAGGGGGUGCGAGGGAAGGACCGGCGGGGGCUCGAGGGGUCGGUGGGAGGACACAGGGAGUGGUGCGACGGACGUGAAAGAGGACGGACGUUUUGGAUACCGUGAGGUGCGACCGCCGGAGAACUCGCCAAAUGUGAGUGAAUAAAUGUCUAUAUGGAAAGUGGUGUUGUGUCACUCGG